Molecule: messenger RNA, 4372 nt
Organism: Rhineura floridana
Lineage: Eukaryota; Metazoa; Chordata; Lepidosauria; Squamata; Rhineuridae
Gene: STON1
Product: stonin 1
Exons: 4
Coding region: 540-2729 (729 amino acids)
Biological process (GO): clathrin-dependent endocytosis; synaptic vesicle endocytosis; regulation of endocytosis
Cellular component (GO): synaptic vesicle; AP-2 adaptor complex
Molecular function (GO): clathrin-cargo adaptor activity
Source: RefSeq, a predicted model, not a curated record
AGACACGUUAGGCGGAGCUUAGUCCCUGCUCAUGCCCCGUUUCCCCUGUAUGUCCCCCCUCCUUCGGCCUUAACCUCCCCAACUCCCUCCCGUUGUCUAGGAGUGAAAUAGCGCGCGCAGGGGGGGGGGGGAAGAGCGAGAGAAAAGGAGCGCAUGCGCUCUCUGUCCCUCUCCCCUCACGAGCUGGUUGAUUUGACAGUUAAACGAAGCGCGCGCGCGCGCGCGCGGGAGGGGAGUCAGCCUGUCCGUCUGUCUGUCCUAAAAUUAGGCGAGAAGGGAGCAAGUCCUCUACGCUGCGCGCUUUGGCUCCGCGCCAGGGGCGGCUGGACUGGAGCUUGGGCCCCGGCCAGCUCGUGAGGGGAAGAGGAGGAGGAGGUAUAGGGCAGCGCUUCCUCCUCCUCUUUACCCUUAAGCCUCUUCCACAGCACAGUCUCUUUCUGACUGUCUUUCUCGCUCCCUCAGCGCGCUCGGACCUCUGACGGAGACCGAUGAUUUGCAAGUGAAACUUCAGCUGAGUAUCUUUAACUUGUUGCAACAAGAUGUUUACCACAAAUCCUGCAAACUGGGUUACUUUUGAAGAUGAACCUCUCUUCCAGUCACCUCAGAAAGCAAGUGGAAGUCAUAGUGCCUGUAGAGCAAAUGGGCUUAAACUCCAUUUUCCUAAGGUGCAUGAUUCUUCAAGCCAAUCGCCUUCUUCCAGCAACACACCUAUCUGCUCUCCUGUAGUGGACUAUUACUUCAGCCCUGGACCUCCUAGUAAUUCUCCACUCUGUACACCUACCAAAGAUUAUCCUGUAAGCCUUUGCUUUCCCAAAUCAGGAACUCACCUUCUUUAUCCUAUUCCAGAGUUGUCAUCCAACAUUAAUCUUAUCCCAGUGCCUGGACCAUCUUCUCAAAAACUAACUGGUACCUCUCAGACUGAGCAUCACUCGGAGUUUUUAGUCCCUGAAAUAAUAGAUGGUGCAAAUGCUACUAAUUGGGAAAACUCAAAUAAAUUAGAAGAUUCACUAGAACCGCAAACAUUCUUCCAAUAUGUUCAGAAUGACUGUGCUUUUUCUAGUCCAUUUUGGUCAGACAAUUCAUCUGAUGCAUCCAUCGGCAUGGACAGGAAGGAUGCAAACUUUGAAAAGGAUUGUUGCCCUUCCAAUAAAAAGGAAAGGUUCCUUGAUCAGAAAAGCCUCAAUCAGGGAUCAUUCAGCUAUAUUUGUGAGAGGCUUGAGCACUUGCAAACUGAUAUUUCAGAUAAUGAAAAGACGGUGACAGCCAUGCCGUGCAUGUAUACUGGAGAUGGCUUCUUUUCAUUCCUUCCACACAGCCUCUUCAACAACCAAAGAAAAGAUGGCUGGCCUUUCAUGUUAAGGAUUCCUGAAAAGAAGAAUAUGAUGUCAUCAAGGCAGUGGGGUCCUAUAUACCUUAGGGUGCUGCCUGGAGGAAUCCUACAAAUGUACUAUGAAAAGGGCCUUGAAAAACCUUUCAAAGAAUUCCAACUGCAUCCAUUUUGUAAGCUUUCAGAACCCAAGCUAGAGAACUGUAGUAUUUCUGGGAAAAUCCAUACUGUGAAAAUUGAGCAUGUGUCUUAUGUGGAGAAAAAGAAGUAUCAUCCCAAGGCUGAAGUGGUUCAUGAACCAGAGAUAGAACAGUUGCUGAAGCUGGGGACGACGGAUUACAAUGACUUCACUGACUUUCUGGUGAUAGUGGAGGAAGAGUUAAUGAAGCUUCCUGUUAUUUCAAAACCAAAAAGACACUAUGAAGAACAGGAAAUGAUCCUUGAGAUAGUGGACAACUUUGCAGGAAGGAUCACUAAAGCAGAAGGGAAGCUAGUUGAAAGUUCUGUCAUCACCCAUAUUUAUUGCUUGAAUUUUGUGAAUGGGAACCCUGAGUGCUUUUUGACACUAAAUGAUUUAGAGCUUCAGAGGAAAGAUGAGCUCUACUUUGAAAAGGACACUGCGAAGAAAUGGAUUGAAAUCAUCGACUAUCACUUCCAUCAAUGUGUGAAAAAACAGGAAUUUGAGCAGUCAAGGGUAAUUAAAUUUACACCCCUGGAAGGGUGUAGGUUAGAGCUAAUGCGUUUCAGGACAUGGUAUAAUGGAGCUGAUCUUCCAUUUUCUGUCAAGGCCAUGGUGGUAGUACAGGGAGCUUACGUCGAACUCCAGGCUUUCAUAAACAUGUCCCCUUCUGCUGUGGCUUUGGUGCGUUCAAAUUCCAUGAAACCCUGUGAAAGUAUUAUGGUACACUUUCCUAUUCCUUCACAGUGGAUCAAAACUCUUUGGACCAUGAACCUCCAAAGACAGAAGUCUCUGAAAGCGAAAAUGAACAGAAGAACAUGCCUUGGCUCUUUAACUGAGAUUGAAUCUGAUCCUGUAAUACAAGUCUCAGUUGGAACGGCCAGAUAUGAAAGUGCCUAUAGAGCUAUUGUGUGGAGGAUUGACAGACUUCCAGAUAAAAACUCAAGUCCAGAUCAUCCACACAGUUUGUCUUACAAGCUAGAACUCGGAUCAGAUCAGGAAAUCCCCUCUGACUGGUAUCCCUUUGCCACGGUGCAGUUUGUUGUGCCUGAUGUAUGUGUUUCUAGAACUGAAGUGAAAUCAUUGGGCAUUGAGAGCGACGUCCAACCCCAGAAACAAGUGAUACAGAAAGCAUGUUACAACUGCCAGGUUGAAAUUGAGAAGAAAUGGAUUAGGCUUGAUGGUGAAGAUCCCAACAAGUGUGGCAGUUGUCAGAUGCAGUAGAUAGGAAGGGAACUGAAGAAAGAAGCAGCACUGGAUUGCUAGUCUACUAGUGGAUUGUGGGAAAAUAUGCUUUAUAUAUAUUGCUGGCAAAGGCAGUGGACUUCAGCAUAAAUCCUGCAGGUCAUCUUGCUGAAAUACCAUAUGCUAUUGGAAUCUUGUGCUCCUAACCUUUACUUUACUGGCUAAUGUUGUCCUCUAAAAAGCUAAUACUAUGAAUUGACUCUGUGCACUAUCUUGAAAAUUAGUGGAAUCUGAUACGAAGUUUUAUAAGGCAAUUGACCAUGAAGCAUUUAGACAUAACAUCAAAAUGUUUCUGCUUUUGGUAUGGUCUAGAAAGAAAUUAUAAUUUUCAAAUUAAGUUAUGUAUUACAUAUUUAUAUGUAGUUUAUCCAAGUAAUCCUAUGUACUAUUUUCCCCAGUGUUGGUAAAGAAUGCAAUCCCAAAAUAUACUAAAAAGGGAUGUCACUUGGCAGAGUGGUUAAUACUUUCAGUGGCUCAUAAAUUAGAUUUUUGAGUAAUUGCAAUAUAUAAUCCCUCUACAGAAUAUACAUAUGGAAAAUGUUACAUUAGAAUGCAAAAUCUACAUGGAUUUUUAAGAAUAGUUCCUUUGGCAAGAACUAUCGGGAAUCUAAUCCACUGCUUGCAGAUCUUUCCUACAAAAUUUAUACUGAUUCUGCAUUUCUUAGAAAAUGGCACACAAACAGCUCAUAUGGUCUCCUCCUUUGGCCUCUGUUGUUUGAGCCUUUUCCUUUUCACUCUUUGGAAGGACACUCUGCCUGGGCUUAUGGAAAAAAGGGUGUUGUGGGUAAUAAAAGUUCUUGCCCUGAAAGGAUGAGGCAACGUUUUAAUUUCAGGAUCUUGAAUGGAACAGAGUUAUUUUUAACCCAUUGCCAACUGUUACAAAUUACUUUGGAUCUCCAAUAGGAACAGAUGUUAGAUCUGGAACAAAAGCAUAUCCUGAAGUGCUAGUCAGAGAAGCUGUAAAUCCAGGAGACUGUACAGACGAACAUGGAAAGCAAGAUGUUCCCUUGUGCUUCCUUGUGAGCUGGAGUUUGCUUAAGGGGUGUGCAGUAGAACACUCCUGAUUCUGAAGGGAAGAUGAAACUGUAAAUGCUUUGACAACCACUGUCACCUUAACCUUUUAGAUGCUGACUUUUAAACUUGUAGGCCAGAUCUAUUUAUCCUCUUGGAAGAGACAUCUUCAUUUUUUUAGGCCUAUGUUGUAUAAUCUAGAAGCCAGAGAAGUGUCUGUCUUUGUUUUAAUUUGUAUUGAUGGCUUUUUUGCUUUAUUGCAAUUGCUCUAGAAGAUGAUAUGUCUGUUGCAUGUAAGUCUUUUUGGAAUAAAGCUAUAAUAGCACACUUCAUCUCACUUUAAUAUUUUGUCCCUACUGCAGAUAUUAAAUAUGGACCUUAACACUUCAGUUAAUUCACCCCAAAGGGAAAAUGAUUUAGAAUAAAUUGAGUUUUAUUAAUCUGGGAAAACAUAGUUUAUAUUAUAAUUCCAGUUCAGUGGAAGUGGAUAUUAAGUUACAGUCUCAGUUCUCUAUGUAGCAUUGUCCCAACAGUUAAUUUUGAAGAUAGCACAGCUUCUCUAAUCUCAUUUUACUAGUAAAUUAUCUUGAAAUGUCAAAAGAGCCUUUUGG